AUGCAGUGGUGUAAGAAGAUACGGGAUGGGAGUUCGGGCGCAGGUAAUGUCUAUACCCUGCUUGAUGCUGCGUCUCUCGUUUCCACUUCACCCCUUGACCUGAGUGACGCAUCCGCUGCGCCUGACUUCACAGCGCUCAGUUUCUACAAGAUUUUCGGAUUCCCCGAUCUCGGUGCCCUGAUAGUGCGCAAAAGUGCAGCAGGCAUUAUUAAGAAACGCAAGUUCUUCGGCGGCGGGACGGUGGAUAUGGUCCUGGCUCAAGGAAUGCCAUGGCAUGCAAAGAAAUCCACGAUCCACGAGUGCUUAGAGGAUGGCACUUUGCCGUUCCAUAACAUCAUCGCCCUUGAUUCUGCGUUGUCUACACAUGGGCGUCUUUUUGGAUCGAUGAGCAAUGUCUCGUUCCACACGCGCUACCUGGCAAAGCGGCUACACAACCGGUUGGCCGCGAUGACCCAUUUCAAUGGGCAGAAAGUUUGCCAUUUGUACAUGUCCCCAGAAUCAGACUUUGACAAUUCCACUCAAGGACCGAUCAUUGCAUUCAAUAUACGGAAUAGCUCUGGUGCGUGGAUUGGAAAGUCUGAAGUUGAGAGGCUCGCGAAUGUCAAGAAGAUACAUAUCCGGUCAGGAUCUCAUUGCAAUUCGGGAGGAACGGCAACUAGCCUUGGCUGGACUGGGCCUGAAUUGCUUCGUAACUUUUCCGCUGGACUACGCUGUGGUGAUGAUCACGACGUCAUGGAUGGGAGGCCCACUGGCAUUCUAAGAGUCAGUCUCGGCGCAGUCAGCAAUCUCAGAGAUAUUGACGCAUUCGCGAGGUUCAUUGACGAGUUUUACAUCGAAAAGGAACCGGAAUUUGUAUCACUGGUUCCACCGAUGGAAGUUGUUUUGCAAGAGCCCAGCUUCUACGUGGAGAGCCUUUCAGUGUAUCCAAUCAAGAGCUGUGGAGCGUUCAAGGUUCCUGAUGGUCAACGUUGGGAGAUCAAAAGAGAAGGUCUCGCAUGGGAUCGAGAAUGGUGCCUUAUCCAUCAAGGUACUGGCGCCGCUCUCAGUAUGAAGAAAUAUCCCCGCAUGGCCCUGAUACGGCCGGUCAUUGACCUGGAGCGUGGUGUUUUACGCAUUACUUGUGGGUCUGAUUCAAAAGAGCUGGAGGUCUCGCUCCGCCGUGAAAUCACCAAUCUAGUCACCACCUCGCUGUGUCAGAGCGCGAAAUCCUCCAACGUCUGCGGUGACCGAGUAGUUGUCCAGGCUUAUUCCUCGCCUACCGUAGCCUCCUUCUUCUCUAACUUCCUUGGUGUACCGUGUACACUCGCAAGGUUCCCGCCGCAGAUUUCCACCAGGAUAUCAAAUCCCACUCGUUCGUCUAGAAGGAGCCAGAGAGCCCUCAUGCCUGGCUCUUUCCCGGAAGACCCAUCACCGACAUCUGAACAACCACCUAUACUCCUAUCCAACGAGAGCCCGAUCUUGCUCAUUUCUCGCUCGUCAGUGAAUCGCCUGAACGAAAACAUCAAGUACAACCCCAGACCUAGUUAUAGCACUCCAGCGAAGGCCGUAGAAGCUGAUGUCUUCCGCGCCAACAUUGUCGUCGCCGAGAAUCUUCACCAACUAGCCAACGCCGAGCGUCCAUACAUAGAAGACACUUGGGAGUCAUUCUCUGUUGGACCGGAACAGCUGUGCUUUGAUGUGCUCGGGUCAUGUCAACGGUGUCAGAUGGUCUGCGUUGACCCAUAUACUGGCACCCGUCGAGAGGAGCCUUAUUCAACACUGGUGAAGACGAGGAAGAUCAACAGCAAGAUCGUGUUUGGGAGACACACUUCUCUAUCUAACAUGGAGCUUUCGCAGGGUGCUGGCAAACCUAAAUCUUGCACUGUUAUGGUAGGGGACGUUGUGACACCGCAGAUUGCUUGA
Messenger RNA from Aspergillus oryzae RIB40, 1902 nucleotides. It is a transcript of the gene hxB, whose product is annotated as putative molybdenum cofactor sulfurase protein (HxB). The record is from RefSeq and is a predicted model, not a curated record. NCBI's taxonomy places the organism in Eukaryota, Fungi, Ascomycota, Eurotiomycetes, Eurotiales, Aspergillaceae. Gene Ontology annotation, molecular function: catalytic activity; molybdenum ion binding; pyridoxal phosphate binding. The transcript has a single exon. Bases 1 to 1902 code for a protein of 633 amino acids.